AUGCCAGGUAGCCCACAAGACGCUCGAACGGGCAAGGCCGAUGAACGGCUAAGGGCGUCGAGCGAAGGGCGCAGGGGGAACGCAACGGUAGAUGGCCUACGGUACGGAACGGACGCUCUAUGUGCGUCUGGAGUUUGCCUGCUCAGCGUUUUCAUUGAGAAGUGUGUGCAUGCUUCUUCUUUUAUUUUGCAGUUUGCGAGGGAUUGGAAUUAUUGCACGGAUUUCGUUGAUUGCAGAAGCUGUUGGCAAAACUGCCACAGGCAAUUGGCGCCCUUUGAGCUGCGCGUCCACCAUGCCCAACGACAGGGUGCCCUGGUGCUGACCGACAUCGGAUGGGACGAGAUGAUUGCGAACGCAUCGCGUCAAUGCCUGAUCACCUGGGAGGUAUCCGGCGGCGGUCUCAUGGGCAACCUGCUCACAGACACAGCACGCGCCGAGCUGUCACUCUGGCCGGAUACAGUGUACAACAUACAGGUGACCUGCAAGCAUAAGCUAACGGGUCUGAUGCGGCGUUCACUGAAGCUCAAUGUGGACACACAUCGGCUGCUGUCAGCGGCAGCGGCAGCCAAUCGUUGGACAAAUCCCAGCCUGUUGCCCCUAAAUGUGGAUAUGCUGCCAGCGGCAACAACAACAACAGCAACAGCAGCAAAAGCAAUAGCCACAGCAACGGCAGCAACAUCAGCAACAGCCACACCACCACCGCCAACAGCAGCAACAACAACAACAACAACGGGAGCAGUAACAGCAAUUUUGCAACGCACUCGACCCACAGACCGUGUGUACAUCAUCAGUGCAUUGCCAACGGCCAGCCAGCUGAGCGGCGUUGUGUAUCCGGCCUUUGGUGCGCUGGCUUUCUUCCUGGCAUUGCUCGUUAUGUUCCUGUUUCUGCGUCCGCAACGCAAGCGGGCCACUGAUGGGGAUGCGGACACCGCAUCUCUACUAAGCGGACGUCGCUCGCGGCUCUCCAUGGACAACUCAACGCUGCAUGUGUAGGCGCUCAAAAAGGCGAAUCGAGUUAAAUGACAAAAUAACAGCAAUAUCAGCAGCAACA
This is a messenger RNA of Drosophila navojoa, 1051 nucleotides long. It is a transcript of the gene fend, whose product is annotated as forked end. The record is from RefSeq and is a predicted model, not a curated record. NCBI's taxonomy places the organism in Eukaryota, Metazoa, Arthropoda, Insecta, Diptera, Drosophilidae.